Drosophila montana is the source of this 1434-nucleotide messenger RNA. RefSeq lists its product as uncharacterized. The record is from RefSeq and is a predicted model, not a curated record. The transcript is spliced from 4 exons. Gene Ontology annotation, biological process: angiotensin-activated signaling pathway. Lineage: Eukaryota; Metazoa; Arthropoda; Insecta; Diptera; Drosophilidae. The coding region runs from base 366 to 845 and encodes 159 amino acids. Gene Ontology annotation, cellular component: plasma membrane.
GCAUUUAUAUAUAGAUACAUAUAUUAGUGUGCGUGUUUUGCCUUUGGCAGAGUACGUUCAACCAAUUGAAAGCGAAUUUGUAAAUCAAAAUAGAAUUUGACAACAACAAUAACACUCACAUAAAAAGAAAGCAAAUUUUUUAAAGUAGAACAAUUCAAAAUAUUUGCACGAACAUAACGAAAACAGCUGGCAAAAGCGCAACAGCAACAGCGAAGUCAGCAGAGACAGCGACGGUGACAGCGACGGUGACAGCGAAGCUUCGAUUGUGUUCGUCUCCUUCUUCUGGUUGUUGUUGUUUUUUCUUUGUCAACAGGCAACAGGUGUGUGGGCGGCUGCGCAGCUGCAUUGGCAAGAAGAGCUACAAAAUGACCGACUUAAGUGAACUGAUGGGCUCGCAAUUUGUGCGCGUCAAGGUCGUUGCCUUUGUGCACUUCUUUUUCUUAACGUGUGCAAUGAUGGGCAAAUGGGGGCAUGGCGCAUACGAGUUCUACAACUUCCUCUUUAUCAUUGCCAUGUUCUGGACGAUACAAUGCAAGGAAUCCAUUGAGGCGGUCCAAACGGCGCUUGUGAUCAAUGUCUGUAGCAUAUUCUUUGAUCUAGUCAGCACUAUCGUUAAUUUCGAUUACAUGAACGGCUGGGCCAUUGCGUUCUGUAUCAUCAACCUGGUGGUGCGUCCGGUGAGCGUUGCCCUGCUCUAUCGAGAGUUCAAUACGCGCGGCGGCAGUCUGCAGACUGGCUCCGUAUUUCCAACAAAUCAGCAGCGCAGCUAUCAGGACAUUGAUCGUCCCACGCAGCCGACACCAACCAAUUCGCAGCCGGGUCCCAAUGUGGCCAGCAUUUUCUAAGCGUCUGUGCGCGCAAAUAAUUAAACAUUUAGCCUCACACCCUUCCCAGUACCUACAGAUGUCCAACGGGAGACCAUAUAGAAACUGCUUAAUAAUUCCGCGUGUGGAAUCCAAAUUGAACGUCUUCAAGACUUGAGGAAUCAACGACAAAGAAAAAAAGAAGAGGAACGCAAAUUUUUUUUUUUUUUUUUUUUGUUAUAUUCUAGCGUUAAGAUCAAAAGAAAUGCUAAAAAUUGUGUAGUCAAUGAAGCUAGAAAACAGAUUUUUUUUUAUGUAGCCAUUAUUUCAGCUAUAAACCAUAAAGACAAAUUGUAACCAUUAACGAUAUAUAAAUAUAUCUCUCUAUAUAUAUAUAUAUAUAUAUAUAUAUAUAUAUUGAUAUGUAUUUAUAACAAGCGCGCAGCAUUUGCUGCCUUAUGCAUAAUAUAUAAGAAUAUAACGCCUACUACUACUAUACUAUGUAAACCUAACAUCAUGCAAACAAAUACAUAUGCACACGCACGUAGAUAUAUAUACAUAUACAUAUUUAUGUACAUAUAUGUGUGUAUUUAAUAAACUGGGCGUUCGAUAUGUAUUUGUCCAUCUAGAA